GGCUGUUGCUGAAGAAGAGGCUCACAAGAGUCCAGUAGUGGGAGACACUAGUUAACCCUGGACGUGUGUGUAUGUAACGAUCUCUGGAGCGGAGUGGUCGGGGGCAUGCAUGCGAGCGAAUCUAUAAGAGAGACUAUAAGGAGAGAAUCAUUUAGUAGCUCAUCGCUCGUUUAAACGGACAUCUAGCCGCUAGCUCGCUUGUCUGCGUCUGUGCGCGUCUGUGUGUGUAUGUGUGCAGUUGUGUACUGUGCUGUCGUCGACUUUUGCGUGUGGCGCUUCACACGACUUGGUUCUUUACACAUAUAAACAGAUCUGCACGAGCCGGCAGAUUGUCAGUGUCGCGAGCUGCUGCUGCGAGACACGCGUCGAGUCGCGCACACAACACACGCACAGGCACGAUGAUGAUCGCUUUUGGAUUCGUGCUGCUGGCAGUCAUCUGCUUCUCCAGCCAUGCUCAGCUACAUCCUGGAAGCCAGUGUCUAACCCCGGACAAUCUGCGGGGCGUCUGCGUCAACAUCAGGGAAUGCGAGUCGAUGCUGAACCUGCUGAUCAACCGAUCCGGUGACCCAUCCACCGCCGAUUAUCUCCGCAGAAGCCAGUGUACCUUCCAGGGCAGAAACCCCAUCGUCUGCUGCGCCUCCAACAACAACAACAACUACCCGACCUACCCCGUUAAUCCACCCCAAUACCCAAGCAACCCCCAAUACCCAAGCAACCCUCAAUACCCAAGCAACCCCCAAUACCCAAGCAACCCACCUUUCAACGAUCCCAGUAGAUUCGGCCCGCCACAACCCAGCGUUGGAGCCUCGUUGCUGCCCCAGGAGUGUGGACAGGACCUGUCGAACCGCAUCGUGGGCGGCGAAAAGGCGGCCAUCGACGAGUUCCCCUGGAUGGCACUGAUCGAGUAUCGGAAACCUCAAGGCAUCGACACGCAUUGCGGCGGUGUGCUGAUCAGCAAUCGCUACGUCCUCACCGCGGCCCACUGCAUCGCGGGCCUCGAGAAGCGUAACUGGUAUCCGGCCAACGUGCGCCUCGGCGAAUACGACACCAGCAAAGCCGUGGACUGCGUCCCGGACGGCGCCGGCGGCGAGACCUGCGCGCCACCCACCGUCAGCAUCCCCAUCGAGGAGCACAUCGUCCAUCCGCAGUACAACUCACCGAAUGCCCAAGAGGGCCACGACAUCGCCCUGCUGCGACUCGCCCGCGAGGUCCGCUUCACCGACUACAUCAAGCCCAUCUGCCUGCCCAGCAGCGCCGACAUCAAGAAUCGCGUCGUGGCCGCCGGCUGGGGCAAGACCGAGGUCAGCGCCAAGUCCGACAUCAAGCUCAAGAUCACCCUGCCGAUUGCCAACCAGCAGGAGUGCAGGGCCAAGUACCAGCAGCAAAACGUCAGACUGAUCUCGAGCCAGCUCUGCGUGGGUGGCCAGCGCGGCUUCGACACCUGCUCCGGCGACUCGGGCGGCCCCCUCAUGCAGCAGAACGCCUACCCGGACGGCACCCAGAGGUGGACCAGCAUCGCCAUCGUCUCGUUCGGCCCGAGGGUGUGCGGAACCGACGGAAUCUCCGGCGUCUACACCAAGGUCUACGACUACAUGCCCUGGGUCUUGAGAAAUUUGAAACCUAUGAAGUGCCUGGUUUAUCUAGCGGUGGUGUUGUUCCUGGCUCAGGAGUCCUUGGCACAGUUCAGCUGCCUGACUCCGGACUCCAGGAUAGGAAGUUGCAUCAAUAUCUACCAGUGUCCGGCGUUGCUGGCCCUUCUGCAGCAGAGACCAUUGCUUCCCGCCUCCGUGCAAUUCUUACAAAAGGCCCAGUGCGGCUUCGAGGGCAAGAAUCCAAAAGUUUGCUGCGAACCUAGCUCCAACGGCAACGGAGGUAACAACGGCAACAACGGCAACGUCUGGGGACAACAGACGACGACGACAACGACCACGACGACUCGUCGGCCGAUCCUGCCACCCAACAACGGUGGCAACAACGGUGGCAGUGGAUCGAACCCCAGCCCACCCGACGUCACUCGUCACCCGAAUCUUCGCCUGCUCGAUCACAAUCUCUGCGGGCCGAUCAGCGACGACAAGAUCUACGGCGGCAACCGCACCAAAGUCAACGAGUUCCCGUGGAUGGCCCUCGUGGCCUACGACACCGGCCUGUCGGAGCCCCAGUAUCGCUGUGGCGGCUCGAUCAUCAACAAGCGCUACAUCCUCACCGCUGCUCAUUGCGUCAGGAACUUGGGCUUCAAUAUGCGCCCGGUCGGUAUCAGAGUGGGCGAACACGACCUCGGCUCCGAGCGAGACUGCGACUACGCCGGCACACCGAACGAAGUGUGCGCCGAAAAAUAUCAAGACUUCGGCAUCGAGCGAAUCAUCGCCCAUCAAAAGUACAACCCAGUCAGUCUGCAGAAUGACAUCGCCUUGAUCAGGCUAAGCCGGGACAUCGACUUCAGGCCGGACAAUGCCAAGCCCAUCUGCAUGCCGGUAGCUCCGGCCAAUAAAAUCAACAGUAACAAGCUGCUGGUGACGGGAUGGGGACUCACCGAGCAACGCCAGGUGUCACCGGUCAUGUUAAAGGUCUCCCUGCCGAUCUUCAGUCAGGAGCUGUGCGGCGAACGCUACAAGGGACAGACCAUCGUCUGGUACAAGCAGAUCUGCGUGGGCGGCGAGCAGGGCAAGGACUCGUGCUCCGGCGACUCGGGCGGUCCCCUCCAGGGCGUCGGCGUCUACAACGGCGAGCCUCGCUACGUCCAGCACGGCCUGGUCAGCUUCGGCCUCAGGAACUGCGGCCAGUCCGGCUUCCCGGGCGUCUACACGCGCCUCGAGUACUAUCUCGACUGGGUCCUCGACAAUAUCAAAGACUGAUUUUCUUUUUUCACACAUGGAUAUUUUACUUAUUAUUAUGACUUUUUUUGUAACUUCGUGGUAGAUGUGCCCAAGUGUGUUCCGACGUACCUCCGCAUGAUUGUAUACUGUAUUUCUUAAUUUUAUUAAAACGACGAUCGAACGUGCAUAAAAAAAAAAGAACAAAAAGUAUAUCGCAGAGCCUGCCCGACAGUUUCUUUGAAUAAAUAAUUGAAUAGAA
Molecule: messenger RNA, 3072 nt
Organism: Trichogramma pretiosum
Lineage: Eukaryota; Metazoa; Arthropoda; Insecta; Hymenoptera; Trichogrammatidae
Product: transmembrane protease serine 9-like
Exons: 8
Coding region: 399-2852 (817 amino acids)
Biological process (GO): proteolysis
Molecular function (GO): serine-type endopeptidase activity
Source: RefSeq, a predicted model, not a curated record